AUGGAUACAGACAAAAACUAUCAGUUGAACUGGAAGGCGACAGACAGUGUUAUCACAUUUGAAGUGAUCGUGAAGACGACGGGGUAUGUUGGCCUUGGUUGGUCCGACAAGGGAGGUAUGGAUGAGGCAGAUAUCAUCACGGCCUGGGUGGAUGAUGAAGGAACGGGACACAUUCAGGAUCGACACGGGACUGGCAAAGUAAAACCAGCGAUAGACACCAAGCAGGAUGUCACCCUUCUCCUAGCCCAAGAAACUAAUGGUUACACCAGUGUCAAGUUCACUAGACCCCUUGACACUUGUGAUGAAGAGGACAGACCGAUAACGACCAGCACGAUGCGAAUGAUCUGGGCGUAUGGGAGCAGCGACCCAACCAACGCUGAUGCCCUGUACCAGCACGAUUACGGAAACCGCGGCACAAAGAGCAUGCGCCUAAUCGGCAUCGCGCCGUUAACAACAUUCGUCAUGCCAGAGAAUGCCACCAGUGCUGAGAUGAAAAUCUCCAAUUUCACCGUGCCUGCCAGUGACACCCAUUACGAGUGCCGGCUGCUGGAGAUGCCACUGCUAUUUGAAAAGCACCACGUAAUAAGGCAAGAACCAAUCAUAACGCCGGGAAAUGAAGCACACGUCCAUCACAUGAUUCUUUAUCUAUGCCCUCCAAGUAUGAACAACCAGACCUACGAAUCCCUACUCGCUGGAGGCGGGGGCUGCGGCGCAUUUCAGUCAUGCAGAAACCCGGCCUUCAGUUUUGCAAUUGGAGGCAAGGGGUCCACCUAUCCUGACACCCUUGGUUAUCCCAUCGGCGGUGACGAUGAGCCAUUAUAUGCCAGAUUGGAGAUCCACUACGACAACCCGCAGUUGCGGUCAGAUGUUGUCGACAGUUCCGGAUUCCUUCUCAUCUACACACCCAUUUUACGAGCGAACGACAUUGGCGUGCUAUUGGUUGGAAGAGCGGUCAGCCAAACUCAUAUCAUACCUCCGAAACAGGAGAAGUUCGUCUCAUAUUCUUUUUGCAAUACGAAAUGCACGGACGAGUCUUUCGAGAGGGGUGGCGUGGACAAGAUCCAUAUGUUUGGUUUUUUACCCCACACUCACCUGGCGGGCAGAGCCGUGGUGACCAGACAUCUGAGAGGCGAUGUGGAGCUGCCCUACAUUGGCAAGGAUGAUAACUACGACUUCAAUUACCAGAUGACUGUGGUGAAGGACGAGAAAGUCGAGUUUAAAAAGGGUGACGAACUCAGAGUAGAAUGUACAUAUAAUACCAUGGACAGGAACCUACCAGUAUAUGGUGGCAAGUCAACGCAUGAAGAGAUGUGCAUGUCGUUUAUCUACUACUAUCCGAGGUUACCCAUGGUCCAGUGCUUUAGUCAACCAACAUUCUCGACCUUGCAAGAUAUAUUUAGCCAACAUCACAAUCUUGACAGUAAUUUCAACCUCGAAAGUGUGAGCGGUGAUCAAUUCUUUGACAUGAUGACGCGCAAUAUGUCCUGGGCAAACGCUGCAGCUCCGUGGGAGAAAAUGGAGAAGACGUACAAUUAUGAUCAAGUGUGUUCCUUUGGAUCGGGUGCCGAAUCGGACUCAUACAAGUACUUCCAGAAUAACCCAAUCGUCGUGAUCCGAGAGCCCUACCAGCCGACCAGCACCUGCAAGCCUCGGCCCGGCAGCACCGCCGCCAGGGCCAUCACCUCAGGCCUGACAAUGGCGAUGUCACUGGCACUAUCCCUUGCCCUCGCAGCCGUUUUGUAG
Messenger RNA from Lineus longissimus, 1743 nucleotides. RefSeq names its product DBH-like monooxygenase protein 1. Lineage: Eukaryota; Metazoa; Nemertea; Pilidiophora; Heteronemertea; Lineidae. The transcript has 12 exons. Gene Ontology annotation, molecular function: copper ion binding; dopamine beta-monooxygenase activity. The record is from RefSeq and is a predicted model, not a curated record. The coding region runs from base 1 to 1743 and encodes 580 amino acids.